This is a messenger RNA of Didymodactylos carnosus, 597 nucleotides long. The record is from the annotation of a GenBank genome assembly. NCBI's taxonomy places the organism in Eukaryota, Metazoa, Rotifera, Eurotatoria, Philodinida, Philodinidae.
AUGUCUCGUGGCAGAGAUGAUCGUGAUUCUGGAAGUUCGUUAUUUAUUGGUGAUUUGGGUCGAGAUGCUAGUAAAGAAGAAAUUCAAAAAGCAUUCGGUUAUUAUGGAAAAUUAAGAAACGUUUGGUUAUCAAGAUCUCCAUGGGGUUAUGGAUUUAUUGAUUUCGAAGAUCAAAGAGAUGCAGAAGACGCCGUGAAAGCACUUGACGGAAAGAUGUUGUGCGGUUCUCGUGUAAGAGUCGAAUUUUCACAUGGUCGCGGACGAGCAAGAGGACGCCCGGGUCGUUCAAGUAGUCGAUCACCACGUGUACGAAAACCUUUUAGUCCAAGUGAUGUUUGUUAUGAAUGUGGAGAUCGUGGGCAUUACGCUUAUGAUUGUGAGAUAAGAUUAAAACGUCAACGACAAAUGCGUUCUGGUUCAAGAAGCCAUAGUCGCUCACAUCGUAGCCGUAGCGGUGGUAGAAAACAUCAACGUAAAAGACGACGUUCUCGUUCAUCAACCCGUUCACGGUCGCCACGACCAUCUUACAGUCCAUCACGUUCUCGUAGCCCUUCAAGAACAAAAAAUGGCAAACAUUCAAGAUCACGUAGCAGAUGA